Colletotrichum graminicola M1.001 is the source of this 1608-nucleotide messenger RNA. Its product is annotated as WD domain-containing protein. Gene Ontology annotation, molecular function: protein binding. The record is from RefSeq and is a predicted model, not a curated record. Gene Ontology annotation, cellular component: nucleolus. Gene Ontology annotation, biological process: positive regulation of transcription by RNA polymerase I; rRNA processing. Bases 1 to 1608 code for a protein of 535 amino acids. NCBI's taxonomy places the organism in Eukaryota, Fungi, Ascomycota, Sordariomycetes, Glomerellales, Glomerellaceae. The transcript has a single exon.
AUGGCAGCUCCCGUGGGACCCCUCCCGCAGGUGAAGCUGCCCUCGGGCCCGUCCCCCGUGACGGCCGAGCAGCGCUACUGGAAGUCCUUCAAGAACCAGCUCCAGAUCCCCUCGCCGACGUCAUACCCGAUCACGCACAUCUCUUCGACUUCGGCCGACGGUCUCUUCGCCGUCACCACCGGCACCCGCGUGCAACUCUACUCGUCGCGCACCCGCAAGCUCGAAAAGACCAUCACACGCUUCGCCGACGUCGCCCGCUCCGGUUCCCUGCGCCGCGACGGCCGCGUGCUCGUCGCCGCCGAGGACACCGGGCGCAUGCAGGUCUUCGACACUCACUCGCGCUCCAUCCUCAAGACCUGGACCAAGCACCGCCAGCCCGUAUGGGCCACGCGCUUCUCCAACACCCAGCCCACGACGCUGCUCUCCGCCUCCGACGACAAGACCGUCCGCCUCUGGGACCUCACGGCCAACGACCCGACGCACACCUUUGUCGGCCACGCCGACUACGUCCGCUGUGCCGAGUUCUUCCCGGCCACGUCUCCCUCGGGCGCGAGCAACAUGGUCGUCUCGGGCUCCUACGACUCCACCGUCAAGAUCUGGGACCCCAGAAUAGGCUCCAACGCGGCCGUCAUGACCUUCAAGCACGCCGCCCCCGUCGAGUCCGUCUUGCCCCUGUCCUCGGGAACCACCCUGCUCGCGGCUUCGGGCCCCAACGUCUCCGUCCUGGACCUCGUCGCCGCCCGCCCCAUCCACCAGAUCUCCAACCACCAGAAGACCGUCACCUCCCUAAGCCUCGCCUCCAACGGCACCCGCCUCGUCACCGGCGGCCUCGACGGCCAUGUCAAGGUCUUUGAGACGACGGCCUGGAACGUCGUCUCCUCCACCAAGUACCCCUCGCCCAUCCUCUCCCUCCGUGUGCUCUCAGCCUCCGACUCCCCCGACCACGCCGACCGCCACCUCGUCGUCGGCAUGCAGUCCGGCGUGCUCUCCAUCCGCACGCGCCUCACCGGCCCCGAGGCCACCCGCCAAAAGGAGCGCGAGCGCGAGAUGGCCGCCCUCAUCGCCGGCACCCUCGACCAGCACGACCGCGUCACCAAGACGCGCAAGCGCAAGGUCGCCGCCCACCGCCGCCUCGAGACCCUCGGCGAGGGCCAGGCCGAGGUCAUCGUCGCGCAAGACGCGCGAGUCUCCCGUACCAAGGAGACGGCGUGGCAAAAAGCGCUGCGGCACGGGCGUUACGCCAGCGCGCUGGACCAGGUCCUCGACCCACAGGGCAAGGACCACUCGCCGCUCGCGGUGCUGACGCUGCUGCUGGCGCUGCGGCACCGGUCGGCGGUGCGGGACGCGCUCGAGGGCAGGGACGAGAGGACGGUGCAGCCGGUGCUCAAGUGGACGUGCAACCACAUCAUCGACCCGCGGUACGUCAGCGUCUGCGUCGAGGUCGGCCUGGUGCUCGUGGAGCUGUACGCCGAGUACGCCGCCGCGAGCGCGGAGCUGUUCGAUGGCUUCCGGACACUGAGGCGCCGCGUCGGGAACGAGGUCGAAAAGGCGCAGCUCGCGUGCGAGACGGGCGGCAUGGUCGAGAGCCUGAUGAUGGGCUCAGCCUAG